AUGCCUGACGAAAAAGGAUACUCUUAUAACAGCUCCGGCACCAAUAGUCAGGGUAACCACUACUGUUCCCGCGACUAUGGCUCCGAUGCCUCUAACUCGAACAGCUACCACUACUCUAACUCCAAUGGCUCGUACUACUAUUCCAAUCCUAAUGGAAGUACCUACUAUAACAAUGGAAGUGGUGGCUCGACUUACACUCCCUCUUCCGGGAAGAAAUGA
Penicillium cinerascens is the source of this 219-nucleotide messenger RNA. RefSeq lists its product as uncharacterized. Bases 1 to 219 code for a protein of 72 amino acids. The record is from RefSeq and is a predicted model, not a curated record. Lineage: Eukaryota; Fungi; Ascomycota; Eurotiomycetes; Eurotiales; Aspergillaceae. The transcript has 3 exons.